AUGACGGGCGAGAGAAGACCCGGCGGAGCCUAUCGUCCUAUGAUCAUGUCACGACACCCCACUGACAAUAUUACUAAACCUUCCUUAUUAUGUGAAGGUUUAGCUAAAGUGACCGAACUUCAUAAAACACGGCGUAAUGACACCAUUUCCGAAGAGGAGCUCCCAGGUGGAAGAAAUAGUAAUCGUUGUGAAGACGUGCAAGUAAUAUACUGUGUGCAGAAGACAAACAAUGGAGAGUCCAACCGGCCUGAACCAAUAACUCCUGAUGUGCCCAGUUGUUGCUGUUUCGUUCAAUAUUGA
Messenger RNA from Leptosia nina, 300 nucleotides. Lineage: Eukaryota; Metazoa; Arthropoda; Insecta; Lepidoptera; Pieridae. The record is from the annotation of a GenBank genome assembly.